Zophobas morio is the source of this 2372-nucleotide messenger RNA. RefSeq names its product Na,K-ATPase Interacting (gene NKAIN). Bases 196 to 1419 code for a protein of 407 amino acids. The transcript has 6 exons. Gene Ontology annotation, biological process: regulation of sodium ion transport. The record is from RefSeq and is a predicted model, not a curated record. NCBI's taxonomy places the organism in Eukaryota, Metazoa, Arthropoda, Insecta, Coleoptera, Tenebrionidae.
AGAGUUAGUGACUUUUCCCACCUUGCGUUCUUUGUGAGAUGUCAAACAAGUGUCCGUGCUGUAAUCCGUAAUGAAACUUUUUAAUUUAAAAUAAUGGAAUGCUUUGAAAGAUGGUGGUGAAGUGGGCGAUUUUUGGAUUAUUUAGGCUGUUGUAGCACCAGACUGACGAAAUAACGGACUAAAAGGCUAAAUGACAUGGGAUUUUGUUCAAGAAGAUACUUGUUCUUAUCAGUAUGUCUCUUACAAAUGCUUUCUGUCGUCGAGAGACAAAUCUUUGAUUUCUUAGGAUUCUUAUGGGUACCGAUUUUGGUCAAUUUCUUCGAAAUUGUGUUCAUUAUCUUGGGAUUCUUUGGUGCUUAUCAAUAUCGGCCUAAGUAUAUCAUAUCAUAUAUUUUGUGGCAUCUGUUUUGGUUGGGAUGGAACAUAUUCAUCAUUUGUUUAUAUUUAGAUGUAGCCAACUUGGACCAUAAGACUAAUAAAGUGCUCAAACUGGACCCAAAGAGUGAGAGUUGGUGGAGUAAUCAGGGACCAGGAUGUAAGCGAGUUCUUAAUGACUCGGACACGGCUGCUAGUGAGGACUGUUACGUGAACUACGUGCACGUGGAGAUUUUUCAGGCAGGCUUACAAUGUGUGACAGCUUUAAUCGGAAUUGUGAUAGGGAUAUGUUUAAGCCGCAUAUUUUUAGAGGAGGACGACACCUCAUCACGUAAAUCCCUACGAAAAAACACGAAACGAAUGUCUCUCUACUCAAUAGAAUUUAGUUCUCAAUUGGAAAAUCGGCAUGGUGAUAGUGAUAACGAUUACGAUAACGAACAUUUGCCUCAGCCCGUUUCGCCUAAGCCGAUGACACCAAGGAGGGUGAAGCGGCGCAGCGUAAUGACUAGAGGUUCCUCAGGUAGACACAGCACCAGUAGUAGAAGACAUUCAGCAGCACGUUCGUCGACGAGAAGUUCCCGUAGGAUGGCGCAAAAUCCAGUAACCCGCUUGUUGGAGCAGCAGCAAAAAACCCACGCUUACGAUAGUCCAGCUAGUCCUUCCCCUAUAGAAUCUUUACCAAAUUAUUAUAAUAGCGUAUCUAAUAACAACCUCAUGGCACAUCAGAACUGGCAGAGCAACGGCCACUCUAACCCUACGUACCAGCAGUCUUCCACGCAAUCGUUAAACGAUCCAGAAGAUUUUGACGAUCUGUAUAAUAAUCGGCCAGCGUCUGUGCGCUCAAGCUAUUCCAAUUUCCAUGGCACGAGGGCCAUCAAUUACACGGCCCCCAAGCACUAUCACAGUCAUGCGACGCCCCAAGUGCCCCAGAAGCGCAACAAUCCGAAUAGGAAUAGCAUGCGAUCAAUGGCCUUUCUUAACAAUGGCCCUCCUGCUUACACGUCACAGGGCCAAGCUUCCAUCGACUCGGAAACCACAAUAUAGGUUAGGUUAUUUAUUUUUGAGACCCCUUGUGAUAUAGUUAAGGUAGUUUUAAUCUUAGAACGUCUGUCAACAUUCAACAAAUCGAAGACUGCCAUUAGAACUGCGUGAUACAGUGUGUACAAGCUAGAAGAGACGGACAUUAGGUUUAUUAAUAGUGUUACGAUUAUUACACAAACCCACUCUAGACGGAAUUUUUCACAAAUAUAUUUUUUUAAUGUUUUAUAACCUCACUUAGUUUUACGUCAUACGACUAUGCUUAGCAAUUGUGUAAUAGCCGUACCAUAAAUGGGUAACUUUAUUAGCCGAAAUUGUAUGUAUUUUUGUCACUCUUGUUUCAAUUACGUGAGUACCUGUUUUUACUUUAGCGAAUUAAUGCCGACUUAAACGAGUUCGUGUAAUCAAAAGCUAAUUUUAGUUGUAAAUUGCACCGAGUUUGGACACACUAUAUCCUCUAAGAUUUUAUUUUUAUGCAGACUAUAACUAUGUACAGAUCUGACUUAUUGUUUUCAACUUGUUUUAUUUAUCUUCAACAUGAUAGUACAGCUAGGAGGGAAUAUACUUUGAACAACAAAGACUUGUAUAACGUAUGAUAAACAAUCACUCAGACUCGGAAUGUUUCAGUUUUGUAGAUAAAUGCCAAUUAGUUGUCUCUUGCCAUAUACAAAUACAAAUUUGAUCAUACGUUAUAGAAUUGGGACUAAUUCUGUUUGUGUUUAUUUUUGAAACUGGGAUUGAACACUGCAAAAUAAUUGUAAUAUGGGUUGAAAAAUACGUGUAAAAAUUGCCGAAAUUUCCACAAUGUGUACACCGUGAGGCAAUAAUUUGUGUAAUAUUUUGUGUUCAUAUGUAAUCAUACUGUACAUAUGCUUUGUAGUUAAGUAUAUUGUAGCGAUAUUUUUUACCAAAGUAUUACGUAGAAACGUAUUUUUAUCACUAUACAACCUUUAGUAAGU